AUGGAUAUACAUUCACAGUACACACCUGGGAAGAUAAGUAUCUCUGAACGGUCCAUUCUUUCAGGAGCAAAGGCGGUUGAGAAUGCAGAUUACCCACACUACUAUAAUCUCUUAAGAAAAAUGAACAUGCCUUUUGUGAAAGGAAUUGAGGACAGACAUGACUGUGAGAGAACGGAAAAGAAAUGCAACCCUGCUUUUCUUAAAUUUCACCCUUACCCCCCUUCAUUCGUACCAGACUAUCAUUUACACUAUCCUUAUCCCCCACCACAUGGGCCAGAUUACCCGUUAUUUCCACUCCGUGAUGAUGUACCCUUAGGUGAUCCCUGUUCGGGGUUCAUGAGUCCUGGUGGCGACGCUGAUUUAAAGCCUGGCAUUGGCAGAACCAUCCCAAGUCUGGUGGAUUUGAGUGACGUGAAACCUCAACAACGAGUUCCCAGGCCAGAUACGGGAUUUCAAACAACGAUAAAAAGGCAAAAAAUUUUAUUAGAAGAACUAAAACAAGACAGAAAGUGGAAUUCCAGGGCAACUUCAGAUUCUGUCAUCAGAGCAAGACUUGGAGGCUGGACCAGCCCAGUGAGAGUCGCUCCUCCCCGGCCUCGGCAUGAAGCGUGCUCAGUCUCUCACACGUACACGUUCGACGAGGAAGCGGCCUGUAAAGAGGAUGGAGAGCUCCCUGCACAGCCAAACCAGAAACGUGAUGCAAAGGACUUGUUUUAUAAGUCCUCUACACAAAG
Myotis lucifugus (little brown bat) is the source of this 734-nucleotide messenger RNA. It is a transcript of the gene SPMIP7, whose product is annotated as spermatogenesis associated 48. The annotation marks the transcript as partial. Lineage: Eukaryota; Metazoa; Chordata; Mammalia; Chiroptera; Vespertilionidae. The transcript has 3 exons. The record is from RefSeq and is a predicted model, not a curated record.